GAAAUUCACUUGCAAAUGAAGAAAUACAUGAGCUGGCGAGCGCAGGCGGGGCGGCAGUGGGGCUGUGCGGCGCGGAGGGGGGGAGGGAGAGGCGCACGCGAUGCUCUGCGUACGGACAGCGCGGGCCGCGUUUCUCGACACUCGUCAGUCAGCCGCUCAGCCCCAAGCACGCCGCGCGCCGCCAUGACCGUCAAGCAAUACACUCGAGAGGAGAUCUCCAAGUGGGACACCAAGAAGGAGAAUGUCUUCAUCAUAGACAACGUGGUGUACAACGUGACCGAGUUCCUGGACGAGCAUCCCGGAGGACACGAAGUGCUCGUCAACCUCGCCGGAAAAGACGCCUCCGAGGACUUCGAUGACGUCGGCCACAGCCUGGACGCCAAGGAGCUCAUGAAGAAGUACGUGGUCGGCGAGCUGGUGGAGGCGGACCGGGUGCAGCUGCAGAAGCGCCACGUGGCCUGGGAGGACAGCAAAGUCGAGGGCGACACCGGCUUCACCAGCUCGUGGAAGUUCCCCGUGCUGCUGGGCAUCGUGGUCACCGUGCUCUACUCGUACCUGUUCGGCUAGCGCUUGGCUGACGCUCGCCCGGCGCUCAGCUCGGCUCAUCAGGCGGUCACUGGACUCUGUGGAUGUGUGUGGACAUUCCCUAUCGUUACGGAAGGCUGUAUGUAAAUACGAAGGUUUUGUGAAUUAUUUAUACCUAUGUAUAUCGUGAUAAAAAAAUUUGUUUUGUUUCCUACGGAGGACCAACGUUUUGCGUAUUGAAUGAGUUACGUAAUGUUUACGUUUGUGUUUAUGAGUGAAGCGGUGACGGCGCGACAACAUUCCAGCAUCAAAUCUAAUCACGUGAUGUUUGUCAAUAACUAAUUUUUGAAUAAUUCCAAUCAAGGCCACAAAAGCAUCUGAUUAGAUUGCUAUCACCUAGUUAUUAAGUACCUAUUACCUGAGUUUGUAUAAUUUUGAUAUAUUUUGAAAUAAAAAAGCUGAUAUCU
Trichoplusia ni (cabbage looper) is the source of this 992-nucleotide messenger RNA. RefSeq names its product cytochrome b5-like. Gene Ontology annotation, cellular component: intracellular membrane-bounded organelle; membrane. NCBI's taxonomy places the organism in Eukaryota, Metazoa, Arthropoda, Insecta, Lepidoptera, Noctuidae. The transcript has 2 exons. Gene Ontology annotation, molecular function: heme binding. Bases 16 to 567 code for a protein of 183 amino acids. The record is from RefSeq and is a predicted model, not a curated record.